Molecule: messenger RNA, 493 nt
Organism: Serpula lacrymans var. lacrymans S7.9
Lineage: Eukaryota; Fungi; Basidiomycota; Agaricomycetes; Boletales; Serpulaceae
Exons: 1
Coding region: 169-393 (74 amino acids)
Source: RefSeq, a predicted model, not a curated record
UCUUAAGCAAGACGAGAAGCGGAUACUCCUUCGGUCACUAGAAGACAAAGAUAGCCUUUGUCCUCUGAAAUUUGUAAAGCAAAAAGGUAUAGCAGAAUGUGAGCGUAUAUUGUAAUAUAUCUUACAUUGUAUUUACUGAUUAUAUAUCAUUUAGCUUUGGCAAAUGGGAUGUGGGUGGUCAUGAUACAAGGUGUGCCUCCAACGGGCGACUCUGAACACCUUGCAGGCUUGUGGGUGAAGGUGAAGAACGGCAUUGCGUCUGUUGACUAUCACGGCCUGGAUCAGAUGCCGCCUGGCUCUUCGUCUUUGUUACGCACAAAGUGCUUAACAAAGUCUGAGGGUUCGUCGAGUUUGUUCAAAGAGACUUAUCCGAAGACAAGUUCGAGGAUGUAAUUCUGAAUAGAGGGAUUCCAACGGUUGUUGGUCUUCUUCCGUAUGGAAGUCUGAUCUUGGAAGUCUAGCUUUGUAAGCGUGAACUGCGUAGAAUCGUAUU